AUGCAGGUGCAGCCGUUCAAAACUCAGUAUUGUGCAAACGGAAUCAAAAUCAGCCAGACGCUGGAGAGCACGGUUCUUUAUUUCAAUGCAAAGAGCGAGAACGACCGCGUGAGGUUCAUGGAGGAUUUAAGAGAAUCGAUCAAGGAGAGCGACGACAUGGAGACAUUGAGGAUCGAGAUGGAACUAGAGAAACAGAGCAUCCGCAACUCCGCGUUGAAAUUCACUCCUCACCGCGUUAAUGAGCAACGGGACUCCGGCUUGUCGGAUAUCGAGCUUGAAAACGUGUCAAUCAAUCGGCUGAGCAAAGCCAGUUCUCUAGUAGACCUCAGUCCGCAGGCAGCCUGCCUCCCCGUCGCUUCGACUUCCGCUUCUGACUUUGUCGUUGGAAGAACGUUAAGUUUCACAUCGCUCGACAGCGGCAUGCAAUCGCAGGCGUUACAUUUCAAGUUUAACGCUGUUUGUGAUUUCAGUCUUCAACGGCCAGCACAGCAAGUCAAGACUUGGCAGCGCGCCCCGAAGACGCUGCCCGCCGCAACACAGCCACCGUCGCCACCUCUGACUCCGGAGGAACACGAACACGUUCCAAACCGGCCACUAACGCUACUUGAUCAUCUAGAACUACUUAUCUACUGUAGUGAACGAAACGAGAGAGUCAUCAUGGGUCUUGCCGCGCUCAUGUUCGUGCUCGACCGGCACAAAACACACUACGACCAUCAAAAACAGUACGGUUGA
Soboliphyme baturini is the source of this 732-nucleotide messenger RNA. Lineage: Eukaryota; Metazoa; Nematoda; Enoplea; Dioctophymatida; Soboliphymatidae. The record is from the annotation of a GenBank genome assembly.